AUGGCUUCUAAUGCACCCUCGUUUCACUCUGAUGCGUCCAUCGAGUUUGACCCUGGCUCGGUGGACGCUAAGCUACCAAGUGAUGAUACUAUCACCCGUCGCUACAAGAUCUCCAAUACAGCAUGGCGGCACCAUUACAACGUAAAACUUGCAGAUGAUCAACAAAUAUACAGGGUGCGCGUGUCCGAGUUUCGACCAAAGAAGCCAGACCUCACCUUCCAUGCUGGGAUGGAUGACUCCGGUCCGAUCGUGGCAGUCGCCAAGUUCCAACAUUUUUCACGAGGUAUUCACAUUGGCCUAGGAGAUCCUCAAGCCCCAAGCGAGAUGGUGUGGGAGGAUCUUACCGGCCAAAGCAAAAGCCACAGCAAAUAUCGCUGGGAAAUGGAGGUCCCCACGAGCACUGGGCCACGGAGGCAGUCUUUCCUGUGGAAGCGGACACAUCAUGUCGGCCUCGAGGGUCACACUUGGACACGGCUCAGCAAUCGCAACUAUAAGUUAGUUGACGAGCAAAGCGGCAACAUUCUGGCGAUGUUCAUGACCAAUGUGGCUUCGUACAAGGAAAGUGGCAUGCUCCAGCUCCACGUGGAUCAUGGGCAACAAUUCGAUCUUAUGGUCCUUGCGACAGUCCUUUCCUUACGAGUGAAAUGCGACGAGCUGCGGCCGGUCUGCUCGAACUGCUCAAAACGCAUGUCGUCUUGCAGGUAUGACUCUGCGACUUCAUUACUCUGGACCAACGAUGAGUUGCGGCCUCGCCCUCGGCCGAACAAGUCAGGCUCUGAAGGGCCGCGGGAGUCCGAAUCCACCUUUUCAACGACCGCCAAUUCGCUCCGCAUUCUGGGGAAAUUGAACGGCGACGACGAGCCGCAAUCAGUCGCGCGUCUCAACCUGAGCAACCUGGAGUUGAUGAUGCACUGGUGCAACUCAACCUACAAAGCACUUUCCCGGCACGGGAUAACAGAUGCUAUCUGGCAGGCCCGUGUUCCUGAGGAGGCUUUAUCCCACCCCUUUCUCAUGCACGGCUUGUUGGCCCUGUCGGCGAUCCACUUAGCGCGGACGAGAGAUGAAGUCAAGCGCGCGGCCUACGUGAGCGUUGCCGUAGCGCAUGAGAACCAGGCUCUGGCCUUCUUCCGCGAGCAGUUGAGCGACAUCAACGCAUCGAAUGCCAAAGCCAUGUUCGCUUUUGCUAGCGUUGUCGUGGUCUACACUUUUGGCUUUCUUCACCCCUCACAUGCCCCCGGAACGGACGAUCCGUGGGCGUGCAUCAAUGGCAUCCUGCAGGUAUUUACAUUGACGCGCGGCGUACAACAGAUUCUGAACGAGGCUACGUCGACGAUACGAGAUAGUGACUGGGGGGCCCUCUUUCAGCUGGAUGACUACGAUGAUGUGCUUCCCGAUGAUGAGCGGUCCGCUUUGGACCGACUGCACGAGGUGAACCACGUCUGCAAAGGCCAGGAUCCGGCUCAUGACUCGACCACCUACGAGCAUGCAAUUGAGAAUCUGGCAGACCUGAUGGCGGCGGCUCAUCAAGGUGUGACCUCUGUAAGGCAGGCCUGCCGGUGGGCGAUUAGGCUCAAGGCCGAAUUCGUACAGCUGCUUCAGGAACAUCAGCCACUGGCGCUUAUCAUUGUGGCCUAUUACUGCGCAAUCCUUCAUCGGCUUCGGGAUAUAUGGUUUGUGGAUGAUUGGGGUAUCAGGGUCCUCAAGGCUAUAUGGCAGGUUUUGGAUGACCAAUGGCGACCGUUGCUCGAUCUACCCAUGGUAGGGACCUUUGGGGAUAAUUCCCACUGA
This is a messenger RNA of Aspergillus fijiensis CBS 313.89, 1788 nucleotides long. Its product is annotated as Zn(II)2Cys6 transcription factor. Gene Ontology annotation, molecular function: zinc ion binding; DNA-binding transcription activator activity, RNA polymerase II-specific. NCBI's taxonomy places the organism in Eukaryota, Fungi, Ascomycota, Eurotiomycetes, Eurotiales, Aspergillaceae. The coding region runs from base 1 to 1788 and encodes 595 amino acids. The record is from RefSeq and is a predicted model, not a curated record. The transcript is spliced from 2 exons. Gene Ontology annotation, biological process: regulation of transcription by RNA polymerase II.